CAAAAACAAAUUCAGCAGCAACAGCAAACGGUGCAACAAAAACAACAGCAACGACCUCAAAGGCAAUCCGCUCAACAACAACAAAGGCAGGCACAACUCAAACAACAACAACAACAACAACAGCGACAACUUCAGCACAAACAGUCCUUGCCUCAACAGCAACAGCAGCAACAAAAUGAACCUCAAAAUCUGUCAACCGGCACCCAGACCGUCCUGAUGACGUCAUCUGUCAACCACCAGUGGCAGAGCCUCCCACAACACAACCACUAUGUGCAGAACCCCGGGACAACAUCCGUGACCCAAACAGAACCUUGCGGCCAGUCAGGUCAGAACCUCCUGCAGCAGAACCGUUCCCAGCAGCCUCAACAGCACCUCGCGAACCAGCAGACACAAACUGUGGGUCCUCACCAGCACCAGCAGAUGCAGCAACAAAGGAUGAUACAACAACAGCAACAGACAUCGUCUGCAGAGCUUACGAGUCUGGGGUCUGCUCAGCUGGUCACCCUACAGCCUGCCGCAAUAGACCCAAGCAUGUGGUCCAGCACGGACAUGGGAGAUUCGUUAGUGGUCGACCUGCAGUCGUCAGAGAUGGAGUCCACUCUUAAUACCCACGACAUCACCGAGGACGAACAGGACACAAAACCAAAGAUCAAGAAGGAAGUGAAAAAGAAACGUAAGCUCGCAGAUCUUUUGGCUGAAGGAAUAGACCCUACAAAGCUGGAAGAAAAUAGCCACCAAGUGAAGGAACGCUUCGACAAAGGCUGCGAGUGUGACGGCGACAACUGCUUUAAAAACAUGAACCCGGAGUUUGUGUUCAGACAUCGCUUGAAUAUCGCUGAGCUCACCAAGAACGAACACGAUAUGUACCUCAUGGGCGUUACAAUGGCAUGCUUAGCUAACCCAGAGGAAACUUCUCGACACAAAGAGAGGAAACGGUUACGAGCAUCGUAUGUAUUUCAAGGCAAAAAAAUCUGCCUUGACGCCUUUCUCUACCUAGAAAAUUGCACCCAUUAUCAACUGAAGGCCAUCAGAAAGCACGUCAUGGUCAACGGAGUAACGCCUCGUGUACACGGUAAUCAUGGUAAGAAGCCUCCUAAUACUUUCCCUCUGGACACCUACCAGCACGCGGCCGCUUUCCUCCAGUCUUACAUCACUCGUUACUCGCCCGUCACCUCCAACUCCAAGAAGACGAACAAGUCUGGCAAAGCUCCUCCUGUGUACCUGCCUGUCGAAAUCACCCGUAAAAAAAUCCAUAACGCAUAUCGUGAAUAUUGUGAGCACUUCGAGCCCGACGUGAAAGUAAUGGGAUAUUCGUCGUUCCGCCAUUUCAUGAAGGAACAGUUUCCUAACGUCAAGUUCUUCCGCAUGGACAAGAAAGUCGAUCGUAAUGGCAUGCAGAGCGACGAUGAUGACGAUGAUACGGUACAGCCUCCGCAGUCCGGCGCACACAACACCGAACGACAGCAGCAGCAACAACAGCAACAACAACAUCAACAACAGCAGCAGCAGCAGCAGCAACAACAACAGCAACAACAACAGCAGCAGCAACAACAACAACAGAGAAUGGACGUACCCCAAGCAAAUGGUAACAAUAGCAACAAUCAAAUUUUAUUGCAAAAUCACCCGCCCCAACAGCAGCCGCGUCAAGACACUGUUGUGGGUACGUCCACCACCAGCCUUGUGGUGGUGAACACCUCUGAUCCCCGUGAUACAACCCCUCCCGUGUCUGCUUCUCUCACCCCCAUAACCCCCACCAGCAACCCACCGAACUCUAUACCUCCUGCUCCGCAUCCUAUCGUCACCCCAAUGUCCGGUGGCCACCCGUCCAUGGUGGCCACGUCGCUCAGCCCAGGCGCCAUUUACUCGUCGUAUAGCCACGUGCAGCUGCCGCUUAACCUACAGACGCAACAGCCGCUCUACUCCGCCUGCAUGCAGCCAUUUCCCCCGGGGCAACCUCCUCCUGUCCCUCCUCCCCAGUCUAGGCCCACUGGAUUCCCCUACACGAACCUCUAGUGAAUCUUAAAUCUAAUAUCCUCACGGCGAUUGUGCGUUCUGGGUAACGCGUCCGCGAUACGCAUUUGCCCUGUAUAGCCUGAAAACUGAGAAACCGAUCGAUUUAAGAUGCCCAAAUGUAUUAUAGAUAAAUUCAAUAACUGUUCGGUAACUCAGCGGUAAGGAGGGAUAAAUAAAUUCUUUACAACGUUUUAAUUAGUUUAAUAAUGUAUUGCGUUAGGGAAACCCUACUCGUCAUUUCUCUUCAGUCUCGAAUAAUAUUCCGUAAACUUGAUUAUAUUUCAGAUACCUCAUUAAAAAAACAUUUCACGCAGUCGAUUUAUUGCUUUGUUGGAUUCAAUUCUGUUAUAAUUGAUGUAAAUUUGUAUUUAGAAUCUAAACUUAAUUAUUUGGUUAUUAUUCAUCUGACUGAGGGAUUUGAUUGCUCAACAUAUUUUGUGCCAGUUGCUGCUAAUGCUAAAAUUUCUUUAGUUUGUUACGUUAUAAAGUGUCCUGUGGAAUUCCUCAAAUUUAGGCGGCGCACCGCUAGCGUACUGGCGUACGAGAGCCGUGCUGCGAUCGGUGUGCCACUAUCGCUAGCACACCGUCGCGAUUUUAUCGUGCAAUAUAAAUGACGCGUGGACGGCUUAUAUUAAGUGACGAGAGCUGAACAGUGUGCCACUUGUUCUAUGUUGCAAAUUACAACCGCCAAAUUUAAGUUUCAUAUAGCCAUCGUUGCCGCCAUUAGAAUAGGAAGGCGGUGCAGUAAAAGGAUUUGAUUGAAGAAAUACUCAUGUGUUAGCCAGGAAGUCUGUAAAAUACGUUAGAAGUUAAGCAAUUAAAUUCUCGCAGCUAUGCAUUAGCAAGGAAACUUGCUACGAGGUAAACUGUUGAUGCAGUUUGUUCAUGUGUAACUGAAUCUAAUAUCCGCUGAUUUAGCAGUUUUCUCUCCGUAUAACGUAACUACCCAGUGCAACAGUUCAAUGUGGCCAAUAUCAUGAAAAAACGAAAAGAGUUAUGGAAUCGAAUUUUUUGGGGUUUUAUUUUUAUAUAUUGCAGUGCCUAUGAUCGCAAUUUGGCAUUUCUUUACCUGGGCUUUGAUUUUUCUUGGGCAUUUUGUAUAAUGCGAAAAUUUACUUAUUAUUGGCAUGUCUCGUAUAUGCGCGACUUCAGGCACAUGUAAUGUAUUAUUUAUUAGAUUUUCUUUAUCAUUCUUGCUGCAUCUUAAUAUUUAUUCGUGUGCUGUCGAUACGUUUGACUUUCAUUGCAUUUCUUUUAUGGAGCGAAAAACUUUAUUAGGAUAUUUUAUUCAUGCCUCUUUUCCGUGAGGAAAACAUUGUUGCCUGUUACCAAAUAAUUUCUCUGCGUUCUCUAAUUGUUAUGAAGUUUUUUCGCUCGUGUUUCGUAACAUCUUGAUGUUCUUCCCAUUUAGUAUAGGAAGUGUUUAUAAGUUCUCUUCAUCGCUAGUGAUAUUUUCAAAUGAAGGAAAUCUUGACUCGUGCGUUACCGCUAGAGAGACUGAAGAGAGAUUUCGUCUAAUAUGGUUGCUCUUCCACUGAAUUCAAACUAAUGGCGACGUUAAAUUAGUUUUCUCUUCCAAUUCCGAUGCAAUUAAAAUUACGCUGAAUAGUUUUACGUGUUCCAUCUCCCUGUUGAAUUAUGUCCUCUCAUUCCAGACAUAAUACAAGAUGAAUAUAUUGUCGCAUUGAU
Molecule: messenger RNA, 3702 nt
Organism: Hyalella azteca
Lineage: Eukaryota; Metazoa; Arthropoda; Malacostraca; Amphipoda; Hyalellidae
Exons: 3
Coding region: 217-2013 (598 amino acids)
Source: RefSeq, a predicted model, not a curated record